AUGCCUGUAACUACUCGUGCUGCAGCAUUAAGGUCGCAAACUAGUAGAGAUAUAACACCUUCACUGGAUCAAACAACAUCAACUUCAGCAUCGACUACGAAAACAACUCGUAAAUGUCCAUCAAAACAUAAAGAAGUUAAAGUACAAUCAAGCAUGGCUUGUGAUCAAUUUGAAGUCUCUUCUAUACCACGACAACAAUCAACAAUUUUCGAUACUGAAGCUACAUCUGAAGUUAUUAAACAAUUUGAUCACGAAGAUAAUAAAUUGGAAAGGGAAUUGGAUACGAAUCUUGAAAACUUGGUUGCUAAUGAACCCUGUAUUUCACCAUCAUCAAACAAAAAUUGUGAAUCGACAUUUUCAUCGCCAACAUCGGCUGAAUCAACAUCAACACCUGUUUCGCAUUCCACAACAGCAUCAAUAAAAGAAAUUGAAGAUGAUCAUUCUACCAUAUCAUUAGAAACGUCAAACAACGAUGAAAAUUUUAUUUCUCUUGGUGAUUCAAAUGCUCUUGUCAACGUGCCGAUAAUCAAGGGAGAUAUAACAACUGGUACAUCAACUCGUGGGGGUAAAAUGGUGUUUAUGAAUGGGUUUGGCUACUUGUAUAUGAGUACGGCCAAGCAAAGUAUUGGUUGGCGAUGUGCACGAAGAGAUAUGAAUUGUAAAGCCGUUAUUCAUACUUCAAGAGUAACAGGUGAAUUUGAUCAUUGGAAUGGAACGUUUCACUGCCACGAAUCUGAUUCAUACGAGAUAAGAAAACGUAAUAUUUUAGUCAAAAUAAAAAAUCGUGUUCUUGAUGAAUAUAUUCCAAUUAAAAUUAUUGUUGAAGAAGAAUACAGAAAGGGCAAUUUAUCAGUGGAAGAAAAAAGAGCAAUGCCUCUUCCUGCUCACAUUGAAUCUGGUCUACAUAAACUACGAAGAAAAACAGUUCCACCAUUACCACAGGAUCAGAAGUUUGUUGUGCCGCCAGCUUAUCAACACACCUAUUCAAACGGGAAUUUUUUGAUAUAUGACAAACGGAAAAAUGCUUAUGGAGGUCGCUUGAUGAUAUUUGCAUCGGAUGAACAAUUAAAUGUGUUGUAUAGUUCAGAUAUUUUAUUUGCAGAUGGUACCUUUAAAGUCUCUCCAAAGCUGUUCGAACAGUUGUACGUAAUUCACGGAAUGCAGAAUGGAGAAGCCGUACCUGUCUGCUUCGUUUUAACAUCAAAUAGACGCCAAGAAACUUAUGAAUCAAUUUUUCGUUCUUUGAAAAAGUUAUCUUAUAAAAAAGGGGUUGAUUUGAAACCAACAACAAUUGUUUGUGACUUCGAAAGGGCCUUCAUGAAUGCUGUAGCAAAAGAAUUACCAAACACAAUUGUGACGGGGUGUUGGUUCCAUUUUUGUCAAUCGUGUUAUCGUAACAUACAAAGAAUAGGAUUAAUGAGCCUUUAUGAAAACGAUCCAGAAUCAAGACAUUUACUACGUUCUUUUAUGGCAUUAGCUCUUCUGCCUAUUGAUAUUAUUCCUAAUGGGUAUGAACUGUUGAAAAAAAAAGUACACGUAUCGCCCCAAGCCGAACAAUUAAAGAUAUUUGCUGUAUAUUUCGAAAGUGAAUGGUUGAAUAGUUUUAAACCUUCAACAUGGUCCGUUAGUAACAGCACUUGGAGAACAAAUAAUUUUGCUGAGGCGCAAAAUCGACGCUUCUUUACACGAGUUGCUCAACCGCAUCCAAAUUUAUGGAGAUUCAUCCAGUGUUUAAAACAAGAGGAGAGCGUCAUAUCGCAUAGAAUGAUACAAACAGGUCUUGGUUUUUCAUCUACUAAACCAAAAAAGUCUACUUAUGCUGCAGCACGCAAAACUAAACAAAUACAGAAACUGUUAAAUUUAUUACAUUCAAAACAAAGAUCUUUAAUUGAAAUAACAAUGUCACUUGCCUAUCUUGUUGGUGAACCGGCUUGUCGAGGAAAAAAAGGAAAGAAAAAGAAACAUAAUGUAUCAAAUUCGAAUUCAUCUCAUUCAUCAUCAUGUGAUUCACCAGCUCGUGAAUAA
This is a messenger RNA of Rotaria socialis, 2025 nucleotides long. The record is from the annotation of a GenBank genome assembly. Lineage: Eukaryota; Metazoa; Rotifera; Eurotatoria; Philodinida; Philodinidae.